GAAGGUUAUUUGUUCAUCAGUAGAAUUUUGAGGUUCAGGUCCUCGGUACAAUGCAGUCAUCUAAAUGUGUAAGAAGAAUCUGUGCUAAGAUCUACUCAGUCAGUACAAGAAACCAAAGUGCACAAGCAGCAGCUGCUGUCAAACCGUUUCAUUUUCAGGAUAUACUGGAAUCAGAAAAACCAUUAGACACACCAUGGAAAAAACUAACUGGUGACUAUGUGUCAACUUUUGAUGUAAUGGGGAAGAAAGUUCUAAAAGUAGAACCACAAGCUUUAACAUUGCUAGCUGAACAGGCAAUGAUAGACAUAGCACAUCUUCUUAGACCUGGACACUUGCAGCAACUUUCAAAUAUCCUUAAAGAUCCUGAAUCUUCAGAGAAUGAUAAAUUUGUAGCAUUAGAACUUCUGAAGAAUGCCAACAUAGCAUCAGCCAUGGUUCUGCCUGGAUGUCAAGACACAGGAACAGCUAUUUGUAUGGGAAAGAAGGGUCAGUAUGUAUGGACAGAAGGUAAUGAUGCUGAAGCUUUAUCCAAAGGUGUUUAUAACACAUAUACACAGAAAAAUCUCAGGUAUUCACAGGUAGCACCAAUGGAUAUGUACACAGAAGUGAACACAAAGACAAAUCUCCCUGCACAGAUUGAAAUCUAUUCUACAGACUCAAGUCAGUAUGACUUCCUGUUUAUAGCCAAAGGAGGCGGAUCUGCAAAUAAAACAUUUCUAUAUCAACAAACUAAAGCUCUACUGAAUCCAGAAAAACUUCUGAAGUUUGUGGAUGAGAAAGCAAAGACCCUAGGUACUGCAGCAUGCCCACCUUAUCAUUUGGCUGUUGUUAUUGGAGGAACAUCGGCAGAAUUUAAUCUGAAGACUGUAAAACUUGCCUCUGCUAAAUAUUUAGAUAAUUUACCAUGUGAAGGAAAUGAACAUGGAAGAGGAUUCAGAGAUAGAAAAUUAGAAGAAGAAAUCCACAAAUUGACACAGAGAGCUGGGAUAGGAGCCCAGUUUGGUGGGAAAUACUUCUGCCAUGACGUUAGGGUUAUUAGACUGCCAAGACAUGGUGCUUCUUGUCCUGUAGGGAUAGGUGUUUCAUGCUCUGCAGAUCGACAGGCAUUAGGUAAAAUCACAGAAGAUGGAGUGUUUUUAGAACAGUUAGAAACAAAUGUAUCUAAAUAUUUACCAGAAGUAGAAAGUAAAGAUCUUAGUUCAGAAGUUGUUCAAGUCGACUUGAAUCAGCCCAUGGCAGAAGUUCUGAAGGUUUUAAGCAAUUAUCCAAUCAGAACUCGUGUUAGUCUGAAUGGGACAUUGGUUGUUGCUAGAGACAUUGCACAUGCCAAAUUGAAAGAAAGGCUUGACAGUGGUGAAGGAUUACCUGAAUAUGUAAAAAAUCAUCCAAUAUAUUAUGCUGGCCCUGCUAAAACACCAAAGGGUUUUGCCAGUGGGUCAUUUGGUCCAACAACUGCUGGUAGAAUGGAUUCCUAUGUUGAACAAUUUCAAAAGGAUGGAGGUAGUAUGAUCAUGUUAGCAAAAGGAAACAGGAGUAAACAGGUAACAAAGGCUUGUAAGACAUAUGGUGGAUUUUAUCUUGGAUCCAUUGGAGGUCCAGCUGCAAUACUAGCACAGAACUGUAUCAAAAAAGUUGAAGUAUUAGAAUAUCCAGAAUUAGGUAUGGAGGCAAUAUGGAAAGUAGAGGUUGAGAAUUUCCCAGCAUUCAUUGUAGUAGACAAUAAAGGAAAUGACUUCUUUAAAGAGUGGCAGGUGGAAUAAGAAAUGUUAAUUUUUUAAUGGAUUUAAAAUUCUUAAAAGAUAUAUUUUUACUUAAAAGGCUAAACAAAAGAUCAGAAACCAGAUUCAUAUAAUUGAUUGUUAUAAACACCAAAAUAGUUAUUCAGAAAAAGUUUGAUAAGACAAAAAGCUCUGAAAAGAUUUUGACUAAUGGUUAACAAUGUUUAAAAUCAUUAUGUACUGUGUAUAUGCCUUUAAAAAAGUUCAUAGUAAAUUCUAGUUUUGAUGUAUUUAAAAGUAACAAAAUUACAAAUUUGCUAUGCUGUGUUGUAUUCCAUGUGAAUCUAUUGCCAUUUCACUGAAUUAAAAGCUUUUAAUAUAUUUAUAGCAAAGUGAAUUUCAUGCUAACAGAACGUAUUUAAUUUUUAAAUGUGAUAGACAAAAUGUUAGAUAUUUAUUUGUUAUAUAUAUUUAUACAUGCUU
Mytilus californianus (California mussel) is the source of this 2201-nucleotide messenger RNA. RefSeq names its product fumarate hydratase class I, aerobic-like. The coding region runs from base 51 to 1760 and encodes 569 amino acids. Gene Ontology annotation, biological process: generation of precursor metabolites and energy. Gene Ontology annotation, molecular function: fumarate hydratase activity. The record is from RefSeq and is a predicted model, not a curated record. NCBI's taxonomy places the organism in Eukaryota, Metazoa, Mollusca, Bivalvia, Mytilida, Mytilidae. The transcript is spliced from 13 exons.